CUCUCCUGUAGAGUGUUGCAGGCACUAGUUGGCAGAGACAGACUCUUGUCUGUCAUCUGGUGGCAGUUGGGUUUGUAGCAACUUUGCUUGCAGACAGUAAACAAGGUCAGUGCAAGAGAUCAGCUCAACAACAGAAGAAGACAAGUCUCUGCUGUAAAGGUGUGUUUAAUAUGGCGAACAUGGCUGGAACUUGUAAGAAAUGGCAGCAAAGAGAUUCUGGUGAGAAAGAUGGGACCCUGCCUCCGUUGAUCAGCAGCUCCAGUAGCGUAUCUACUAAAAACACCACUAUCCGCCUUCGGGAUAUUUAUGAUCCCAAGCCUCAACCUCCCAAAACCCCAGUUCGGAUCCGCCCUCCAGGUCCAAGAGCUCCCUCUGCAAAGGAACUCAAUUUGAAGCAAAGCUUGCCCAGUGAUCCUCCAACCAAGACGAUCAUGAGGAGACGAGCUCAGUCUCUUCCCUCAUCUUCAGAUAGGAAAAAGGAACUUAGAAGCCUGCAGGUACGCUUUGUGGACUCAUUGGGCCUUGAGUUGGAGGAAGUUAAAGUCUUCAAAGUUCAAGAACAUCCCCUGAUACCCCAACAUGUUAUGUUCAGACUGCUGAUGAGCUCUGAACUGGCUUUUGGGAAGUCAUUGGAGCUGUCACUGCCUUACUUCAAGCCUUGUUUCCCUGAGAAUAUGGGAGCACAGCCAGACUUCCUGAAGCGUCUCUGCACUCAGAGUGUAUGUCUGGAGCAGAUCCUAUGUUCAGAGCAGGGGAUAACAGGCACUAUACAAGUACUUAAUUUAGCUUAUGAGAAAGAGGUCACAGUGCACUACUCAUUCACCAACUGGAGAACAAUCACAGAAACAACAGCAUCCUACGUGUCAAGUGGAUACCGUGCUGAGUGCAACACUCCAGAAACAGAUAUCUUCAGGUUUCGCUUGCCUGUCCCACCCUUCAUUUUGCAGCCAGGAGCCAUUUUAGAAUUUGCCAUUUGCUACCAUGUGAAAGGAUCAAAUUACUGGGACAACAACAAUGGACACAAUUACAAAAUGUCAUGCCACAGCUACAAUGUGACUGUGCCAAGGGAGUGUGAGGACAGCAUGCUGCAUUUCACCUGAAUAUCCACAAGGGGGAGCUGUAACAUCUGAAUACAGAUAUGCGUAGGGGACAAGCAGAAUGCUGCACAUUAACAGUUUCCAGCAGCAGAACUGGAAUAUUAAACUAAAUAUAUUUACUCAAGUACUCUAUGUUUCUGUAAUUUUGAGGUUCCACUAUACUUUCCCACCACCUUUCAGAUUAAAAUAUUUUUAAAAUACAGGAUUGGUUUAUCAAAAUUGUUAGAAUUUCCAGUUUGUUCAUUUGUUAGAAGUUGAAAUGAACGCCAAUCAGCCACAAUGCACUUUUAGUUUCAGUUUUGUCCUUGUGUAAAAUAUUUCACUCCACUUGAAGUCAUGGAAGGAUUCCUGUGUUCCUGCUGGGCUUUUAUUUAGAUUAAAUCCUUACCACCACUGCACAGACCUACAAAGGAAUUUGCUCACUUUGCAUGCUAGCAAGUCUGGUGACCCAGCUGAACUAUUGUUGUAUCGUAACACAAUUUUUUUUGCUGAUUUCAUGCAAAUGGAGAUGAGUUAAUGAUCUGCUGGCAACUUGAGCAGCCUGCUUCUUAUUUCUCUGUAUUUUCUGCUGUGAUCAACAAGGCUUGACCCCAUUCUUCUGGAGCUUGUUUUGUUUUUAGAGAAGAAUUACAGGGACCAGCGUCAGCCUCCUCUGUUGCACUGUGACCAGCUCCCCAUAGAUCCAUGACUGCACUGACCUUUCACUAAAAAAGUUUCCACUAAUAUGAGAGGCCAGAUUCCAGAGAACUUUCUGGCAGGCUGCAAUGUUUGGCUCAUAGCAGGGCAUUCUUCCAUCUGCGUUAGUCACUGCAGCUGUAUGGCAUGCUUUAAACGUGAUAGUAGUCAUCUGAGGACCCAAAGCAUGACCGAGCAUGUCAAGGCUUAAUCCAUAAAUCCAUCAUUGAGAGAAAACUUUCUUACAAACAAAGUUGUACAGCUUGUGAUCCAGAUGUGAGCAAAUUAUUUUUUUGAGAAACAAAAACUGUAGAUUUAAAAUUCUUAUUCAAACUCCUGAGGUAUGAAUGUAACUACAG
Larimichthys crocea (large yellow croaker) is the source of this 2131-nucleotide messenger RNA. RefSeq names its product protein phosphatase 1, regulatory subunit 3Db (gene ppp1r3db). Gene Ontology annotation, cellular component: protein phosphatase type 1 complex. The transcript is spliced from 2 exons. The record is from RefSeq and is a predicted model, not a curated record. The coding region runs from base 171 to 1100 and encodes 309 amino acids. Gene Ontology annotation, biological process: regulation of glycogen biosynthetic process. Gene Ontology annotation, molecular function: protein phosphatase 1 binding; glycogen binding. NCBI's taxonomy places the organism in Eukaryota, Metazoa, Chordata, Actinopteri, Sciaenidae.